Molecule: messenger RNA, 1691 nt
Organism: Polyodon spathula (Mississippi paddlefish)
Lineage: Eukaryota; Metazoa; Chordata; Actinopteri; Acipenseriformes; Polyodontidae
Gene: kcnj15
Product: potassium inwardly rectifying channel subfamily J member 15
Exons: 2
Coding region: 333-1472 (379 amino acids)
Biological process (GO): regulation of monoatomic ion transmembrane transport; potassium ion import across plasma membrane
Cellular component (GO): plasma membrane
Molecular function (GO): inward rectifier potassium channel activity
Source: RefSeq, a predicted model, not a curated record
CUGGAGGAAGGAGCAGGGUAGUGUGGAAGGAGCAGGGUAGCGUGGAAGGAGCUUGUUUGCCUAGACUGCAGUGUUUACUUUGUGAAGUCCCUGAAGUUUUAAUCAGUCUGACUGGGAAGAGCCAAAGUUCAUUUCUCUAUCAAAUCUUUGAAGACACUUCUGGCCUCGCUGAUAGAUAUUACAGGUCUUGCAUCUCAUAUUUCUCUCAAAUACCUGGACUAACUUGUUCUAGUCUGUCAGGAACCUACAGGCAGCUACCCAAAAAGAAACUUAAACACAAAAUAACAUUGCUUACAGACGUCCAUGCUCCCCCGAGGAAUGACAGUGAGCAGAUGAACAGCAAACUUUUUAAGGCCUGUAAGGAAAUGGAAGCAACUCAUAUUGACAUAUUAAAGGAUCCCCUUGUCUCUAGCUCUGCUAUGCAGGACACCAGAAAGAAGCGCAGGGUGGUGACCAAGGAUGGGCACAGCAACGUUAAGGUUGACCACGUUGACGGCUUGGCCAUGCUUUACCUGCACGACCUGUGGACCACUGUCAUAGACAUGAAAUGGCGUUACAAGCUGACCCUGUUCUCUGCCACUUUCAUGAUGACCUGGUUCUUUUUCGGUCUCAUCUUUUACAUAAUUGCCCUGAUCCACGGGGACCUGGACGUGCCAGACACGGCGUCUAACCACACCCCAUGUGUGAUGAACGUGCAGUCCUUAACCGGGGCCUUCCUCUUCUCUCUGGAGUCACAGACCACCAUCGGCUAUGGCUUCCGUUUCAUCACGGAGGAGUGCCCCCUGGCCAUCUCCGUGCUGGUGGCCCAGCUGGUCUUGACUACCUUGGCGGAGAUCUUCAUCACUGGCACCUUUUUGGCGAAGCUGGCCAGACCCAAGAAGCGCGCAGAGACCAUCAUGUUCAGCCACAAUGCGGUUAUCACAAAGCAUGACGGCAAACUGUGUCUCAUAAUCCGGGUGGCCAACAUGAGGAAGAGCCUACUCAUCCAAUGCCAGCUCACGGGAAAGAUGCUGCACACCUACGUCACCAAAGAGGGGGAGAAGAUCCUCCUGAACCAGACUAGCAUCCGCUUCCAGGUGGACUCUGCCUCCGACAGCCCCUUCCUGAUCCUGCCAAUGACUUUCUACCAUGUGAUCAACGAUGCAAGCCCACUGAAAGACCUCACUGCCGCCAACCUGAGGGAGAAGGAGUUUGAGAUCGUGGUUAUCCUGAACGCCACGGUGGAGUCCACCAGCGGCACCUGCCAGAGCCGAACCUCCUACAUCCCAGAGGAGAUCCUCUGGGGCUAUGACUUCAUGCCUGUGGUGUUCAACUCCCCAAGUGGGAAAUACAUUGCGGACUUCAAACAAUACAACAAGGUCAUUCGAAGCACUGAUUACUUCUUUGCCACAGAUCUUGAGAAGUUAAAACUGGAAGAAGAGUACCGAAAAGAUGAUCAAAUGGAAAGAGAAGGACAUUUAAAUGAGCCAUGACACAAAUACUUUCUAGAAAGUGUUUAUAGAAAUUUAAAUUUUUAGCAUCUUUUUAUUUAUUUAUUUUUGUUUUGUUUUGGCAACUGCAGCACGAGGAUUGAGGACUUUGUGAUUUUUCAGAUAGCUUCAGAAUCAGAAACAUUGUAAUUCUGAUUUUAUAUAUAAUAAUAAUACUGCUGGAGCCACCUGUCUCCUUUGUUAGACUUGCACACAAAUUCU